AUGACAGAAUCAAAUAGUGAGAUGGGCUUUGUCGAACCUGAAACGGAUUUUGCUGAAGACGAUAUUUUCUACGGCGAUAUUGGGCCAACAAAUGGCGAAGAGUUGACUCGUUCAUACUUAGAGCGGGAUAAUUUUGAGCGGGAAUGGGGCUGUACCGCUGAUGAUCCUUUUGCUGAAGAUUUCACAGAAAUUAGCCAGCAUGAUAUUGUAGAAGUCAUAGCUCACGGUGACCGAGUUGGCAGACCCAUCAUAGUUGUUUACGCAUAUCGCUUACCUUCCAACAAAACUUUCGAUCAUCAGAAGUUCUUGAGGUAUUUGCAAUUCACACUUGAUAAAGUAGUAGAACUUGACUAUACUAUUAUCUACUGUCAUUACGGCCUCAGGAGUAAUAACAAACCUCCGUUAAGAUGGCUUUUCCAGGCUUAUUCCAUACUUGACAGGAAGUACAAAAAGAAUUUGAAGGCUUUAUUCCUUGUUCAUCCGACCCGUUUUAUUCGAGUACUUUGGGGCCUUUUUAAACCCUUUAUAUCAAUCAAAUUUGAAAAGAAAAUUCACUACGUGAAUUAUCUUAAUGAGCUCAAUGCGUAUCUGCGGGUAGAACAGCUUAAUUUGCCACAACCUGUUAAAGACCACGAUAAAAUGUUACAAGUAGCAUCUAAGUCAAUUACGCGAGAAACAUCCUUCAGUAAAAUAUCACCUUCACCACCGAGACCUACACAACAAUUCAACGUUCCUCUCAGCUUUAUAUUGUCGCACAACCCUGACUAUGAUGUCCCUCCACUUGUAACUGAUUUGAUUUCAUUCAUGUCUGAGCAUUCUUUAAAUGUUGAAGGUCUAUUCAGACGUUCUGCUGAGGUCUCAAGGAUUAAACGUUUGCAGGAGCGGAUUGACAAAGGUGAAAAGAUUAACUUUUUACAAGAAGAGGAAUAUGACGGGAACAUUGUAGCUGCAUCGAUAGAUGCUUCUGUUCUUUUAAAAACGUUUUUGCGAGCUUUGGGAGAGCCUGUGGUCACAAACGCGCUGUACCCGGACCUUGUUGCUCUUGCAUCGGUAUCGAAGGAGGACAAAUUACCUGCUAUAUGUGCUUUCGUACGUCUUCUCCCACCAGAAAAUUACUUACUUUUGAAAACAGUUUGUCAGUUUUUAACGAAGGUGGCUGCGUGUAGUGACGUAAAUAAGAUGACUGCAAGUAAUCUCAGCGUUGUCUUUGGCCCAAAUUUAACUUGGCCGACUGAUCAGCAGGUCCCGAUGACUCAGCUGAACAAUUUGAACAAUUUUUGUUAUCGCUUGAUAGUGGAUUUUGAAACUGUUUUUGAGGAGAAUUGA
Messenger RNA from Enterobius vermicularis (human pinworm), 1326 nucleotides. The record is from the annotation of a GenBank genome assembly. Lineage: Eukaryota; Metazoa; Nematoda; Chromadorea; Rhabditida; Oxyuridae.